CGGUGGAUUCGAACAGGAAGUAAUCGAAAAAUAAACCAUCAUAAGCUGUUCUCAACAGAAGUGGAGUUUAACAAAAAUGAAAGUGGUUAACCAGUGCCUGUGUGAGUGUUCAUCAUAAAUGAUUUUUGCAGUGUGUCAUCGCAGUAAAGAAAAUGGAAGUAUUUGGGAAAAGGGCAAGUAAAUUCCCAGCAAUAUCAGUUCUUCAAGGUUCUGACGAUGAUGCUCAGUGUAACUGUAUACCAUGUGAACAAAAAGGCCACUGGGUACCAGCUUAUGGUUACUGCCAGAACUGUGCCGAGUACCUCUGUAAAUCAUGCUAUAAAAGCCACAGAAAACCUGCCCCUUGCAGAACCCAUGUCCUUCUGGAUAGUUCAAAAAUGCCAAAAUCUCAGAAGUAUCAAAGGUCCCUUUCAGUUGCACAUGACCUAGUUGAACCCUGUUCAAAACAUCAAGGGGAAAUCAUAAAGUAUUACUGCCAUGACCAUGCCUUCCUUGGAUGCAGUCCAUGUAUUACAAUCAAUCACAGAGCGUGCAAGGUAGACUACAUACCAGAUAUUUCAGAAAACUUUGUUGCCUAUAAAGAAUAUGCCAAUCUUCUUCAUUCUUUGAAAACCCUAUUUAACAGCUGUAAGGAAAUUGCAGUAACAACCAAAGAAAACAAAAGGGAGAUAAAGAAAUGCCAGAAUGCUGUAAGGGAACAAAUUGGAAGCUUCAAACAACACAUCAAUCAUACUUUGGACAAAUGGGAGAUGGAGCUCAAUCAAGAAAUUGAGCAGACCUUUGGUAAAGAGAGCACAAAAGUUGAAUCUGUAGAAACGGAGUGCAAUGAAGUAUCAACUGAAGUUCAAAAGAUGCAGAAUGAUAUUGAAACAUUACAUAAAACAAGCAAAUUAAAUGAGCUGUUUGUCAAAGUAAAGAAAAAUGAAAAUAAUCUGAAAAAAUACGCAGGACUCAUUGACCAAAUGCAAGAAAAGAACACAGUUUCUGAUGUCACAUUUGAACCUAAUUUGGCUAUAGAAAGAAUGCUGUUGGAAGAAACCAGCUUAGGACAGCUUAUACUACAGCUAGAUGUCGGUAGUGAGUGUCUUUCUAAAUCAGCAAAAGAAGAACCAUACAAACAUAAAGAACCAGCCACGGAAAGAAAACAUGAAAGUCUCGAUAGACAGGCAGGAGGCCAAAAUACCAACACCAAAAAAGUUUCUGACAAAGAAUCUAUCAGCCAAAAGCAACAAACCAUCAUGACAGAGGUUAAAGGUCAAAAGAACAGUAGAGCAAAUGUUGAUGACAACAUUACAGCUACCCAAUCUGGCAAAAUAAAAAGAUAUGCAGAACUCGUUGAUCAAAUGCAAGAAAAGAACACAGUUUCUGAUGUCACAUUUGAACCUAAUUUGGCUAAAGAAAGAAUGCUGUUGGAAGACACCAGCUUAGGGCAGCUUAUACAACAGCAAUAUGGUGGUGGUAGGUGUCUUUCUACCACAGCAAAAGAACAACCAUACAAACAUCUUAAAGAACCAGUCACGGAAAGAAAACAUGAAAAUCUCGAUAGACAGGCAGACGGUCAAAAUACCAACACAAAAAAGGUUUCUGACAAACAAUGUGUCAGCCAAAAGCAACAAACCGUCAUGACAGAGGUUAAAGGUCAAAAGAACAGGGGAGCAGAUGUGUAUGAAAACAUUACCGCCACCCAAUCUAGCAAAAUAAAUAUAAAGACAGAACAAGAUAGUAAGGACUGCUACAUCAGAGGAAUGACCAUCAUUUCCAAAGACAGACUUGCAAUAGCUGACAAUGGAAACAGUUCCAUUAAAAUAGUUGAUACAAAACAAUCUAGAAUUUUAUCUGACAUGAAACUGAAUUCUCCUCCAUGGGAUGUGGUACUGUUGCCAGCAGAUGAACUGGCAGUAACAAUUCCUUGGAACUAUAUGAUCCAAGUAUUAUCAAUAUCAGAUCAGUUGUCUACUAAAAGACAAAUCAAAGUUAAAGGCAACUGUUAUGGACUUUCAUACUUCAAUCAAAACUUUGUAGUUACAUUUAGCUUCCCAGCAAAAGUUGAGAUCUUGACAGUGCAAGGUGACAUUCUAAUGACAUUAAUGAAUGAUCAAAGUUUUCAACUGCUCAACCAUGUUGCUGUAGAUGACAGCAAAAAUCUUAUCUAUGUCUCUGAUUCUUACUAUUCUUCUAACAGAAUAGCUUGUCUAAGUUUGAAUGGAGAGGUUACAGGUAUAUAUGAAGACAGUAAACUAUAUUCUCCGCGUGGCCUUGCUGUUCUAGAAGAUGGAUCACUACUUGUUGCUUCUGAAAGCUCAAAAAUAUGCCUGGUUUCAUCAGACUUCAUAACCAGCCGAUUCUUGCAGAAAACUGUUGGUCUCAACAGACCAGAGAGUGUAGCACUUGAUAGGGAACAGAAGAAAUUAUAUGUUAGUUCUUGGAACAAUAAUUUUUUAUUGAUAUGUAAGUUGAAAUGGUAGCAGUUGUGUAAGUGCUACAGAACUAUAUCAGACUAUCUUCUUAUGGCUGAAUAGUAUAUGAGAUACUUAUGUAAACAACUUAAAGCAAUAACCAGAAUUUGCUGAUAUUUAUCAACAAGAGGGCCAAGAUGGCCCUAUAUCGCUCACCAGAGUUGAUCUGCCUACUGACCUAGUUUUUGACCCCACAUGAGCCAGUUUCGAAUUUACCCUAGAGAUCAUCAGGACAAACAUUCUGACCAAGUUCCAUAAAGAUUGAGUCACAACUGUUGCCUUUAGAGUGUUCACAAGCUUUUCCUUUGAUUUUACCAUGUGAACUAGUUUUUGACCCUAAAUGACCCAGAUUAAAACUUGACCUAGAAAUCAUCAAGACAAACAUUCUGACUAAGUUUCAUAAAGAUUGAGACACAACUGUGGCCUAUAGAGUGUUCACAGGCUUUUCCUUUGAUCUGGCCUACUAGCCUACUUUUUGACCCCGCAUGACCCAGUUUCAAAAUUCACCUAGAGAUCAUCAAGGCAAACAUUCUGACAAAGUUUCAUAAAUAUUGGAUCACAACUGUGACCUGUAGAGUGUUCACAAGCUUUUCCUUUGAUCUUGCAUACUGACCUAGUUUUUUAAAAAUCAUUAUGACAAACAUUCUGACCAAAUUUCAUACAGAUUGAGUCACAACAUUGGCCUCUAGAGUGUUCACAAGCUUUUCGUUUGAACUGGCCUACUGACCUAGUUUUUUAUCCCACAUGAUCCAGACUCGAACUUGGCCUAGAGGUCAUCAAGACAAACAUUCUGACCAAAUUUCAUAAAGAUUGGGUCACAACUGUGGCCUCUAGUGGCCUCUAGCGUGUUCACAAGCUUUUCCUUUGAUUUGACCGGAUGACCUAGUUUUUGACCCCACAUAACCCAGAUUCGAACUUGACCUAUAGAUAAUCAAGACAAACAUUCUGACUAAUUCUAAUGAGUUACAAACUUAAAUUGUGGUCUCUAGAAUGUUGACAAGAGUUUCCUUUGAUCUGGCCUAGUUACCAAGUUUUUAACCCCACAUGACCCAGUUUCAAAUUUGACCUAGAAAUCAUUACAAGAAACAUUCUGACAAAGUUUCUUAAAGAUUGAGUCACAACUGUGGCCUCUAAAGUGUUCACAAGCUUUUCCUUUGAUUUGACCGGGUGACCUAGUUUUUGACCCCACAUAACCCGGAUUCGAACUUCAACUAGAAAUCAUCAAGACAAACAUUCUCACUAAGUUUCAUAAAUAUUGGGCUACAACUGUGGCCUUUAGAAUGUUCACAAGCUUUUCCUUUGAUCUGGCCUACUUACCUAGUUUUUGACCCAACAAGACCCAGUUUUGACCUAGAGAUCAUCAAGACUAACAUUCUGACCAUGUUUCAUAAAGAUUGGAUCACAAAUGUGGCCUCUAGAGUGUUCACAAUCUUUUCCUUUGAUCUGGCCUUCUGACCUAGUUUUUGACCAGAUUGGGUCACAAAUGUGGCCUCUAGAGUGUUCACAAGGCAAAUGUUGACGGACGACACACGACGGACGCCGACGGACGCCGGACAAUGACCGGUAUAAAUAGCUCACCUUGAGCACUUCGUGCUCUGGUGAGCUAAAAAUAAUUGUACAGAAUCAUGGUCUAGUUUUUGCGCUUCUUUUCACAAUUUCGCUACAAACAAAUGCUGCAUCUGCAAGUGGUGUCAAGAUAUAGACAGGAAGACAAAGCAGUACCACAGUAGAGUCUUAAACUCAAGCAUUCCGACUCGUUGUUUCAGUGUUGAGAUUGACUAAUGGCAUCACUGCAUCAUGAUACUGGUCUUCAUAGAACUGUUCGAUCUACCAAAUCUGUAACAGGGUUUUAAGUGCAUUGGAGCUUUAAUUUCUCAAGAUAUAUAUCAAUUACCAUAGUUAGUAGUAUGAUACUUUUCAAUUUUUAAAAUUUGUUCAAAACAUAAAAUAUAUGGCCAAAAAGUAUUUUUCCUCUUGUAAAAUUCUGUGCAGUGACAACUUUUUACCCAUGCAAUUUUAGAAAAUAUUACAUAAAAAUGCUAGGAUGAAAAGAAAAGGGAGUAACUGUAAAAUAUCCUGAAAGGAAAAGGGAAGUAACUUAGAUAUUCUGGAAGUUUUAUAAUUGAAAUUCUGUUAACAUUUGUUGUCCAAAAUGGCUGAAAAUUAUAAAAUAAAUUACCUGAUCAAAAUCUUUUUUUUAAACUAAUCAAGACAUUUUAAACAAGAAAUAUCUUUAAAAAUGAUGGUCGGCGAAUUGUAAUAAGGAAAGAAGUUUAUGAAUUUUUCAUCUAACAUUCAUCUUUCAUCUAACAUUUUCCAAAUUGCAAAACUAAACACCGCACUUUAACAAUUUAAAUGGUUCUCUUUAAAAUUUUUGCAAAAGUUUCGUAUGGUUGCAAUUUUGUUUCGUUUAUCCUUAGACGAAUAAUUACAGCAGUAGUUUGAUGAAGAUUCAUGAAGCGGUUCAUGAGAAGAGGUCAUUAAACGUGUUAAUAUUUUUAGCUAAAUUGGUCCCUAUCCCCAUUUGUAACAAAAUAGCAGGAGAUCUUACGAUAUUGUUACACAUCGAGUUUGAUAAAAAAUCCAUUACAUUUUAGUGGUUAAUGCGAAGAAAGGCAUAUCUACUUUUAGCUAUAGUGGUCCCUAAUAGGGCCCAAGUUCCUAUAUAAAUAAAUUUGGAAGAGGACCUUAUAAUGAUGCUCCAGACCAAGUAUGACAAAGAUCCACCAAGCUGUUCAUGAGACGCUGUAUAAAGACUUUUCUAGUUUUAGCUCUAGCAGCCCCUAAAAGGGGUUAAAUGUCCCAGCUGAACAAAAUUGGCUGCGGGCCUAAUUAAGAUGCUACAAAUCAAGUUUGAUUAGAAUACAUGAGAAAAAUCAAUUAAAGGAUUUUUUUAUUUAUUAUUUUUAUUUAUUUCUAAAAUAGGCCAACUGAUCCCGCUUUAACAAAUGCAUAUUCGCUAUUCAUGAAUCUUUGGACAAUGACGUCACACCUAUAAAAAAGUGAAGGUCAAGCAAAACAUACAAUUGUAAUUAUUUCAAUAUUUCUGUUUCAUAAGCAAAGUUUGUCCGUAGUCAUAUCACAUAGAUAAACUGUAUGCAGCGUACCUUCAUUUCAGUGUAAUGAAAUUCAGUCAUUAUAUAGCAUAUAUAUUAUAAAACAGAUUUCAACUGAGUUCAAUAUUUGCAUACCAUACUAAAGAAAAAUAUUCAUAUAUGAUAAAUC
Molecule: messenger RNA, 5681 nt
Organism: Mercenaria mercenaria
Lineage: Eukaryota; Metazoa; Mollusca; Bivalvia; Venerida; Veneridae
Exons: 2
Coding region: 153-2465 (770 amino acids)
Biological process (GO): positive regulation of DNA-templated transcription
Cellular component (GO): nucleoplasm; chromatin
Molecular function (GO): ubiquitin-protein transferase activity
Source: RefSeq, a predicted model, not a curated record